This is a messenger RNA of Entamoeba nuttalli P19, 1122 nucleotides long. RefSeq names its product membrane-spanning protein, putative. Bases 1 to 1122 code for a protein of 373 amino acids. Lineage: Eukaryota; Evosea; Mastigamoebida; Endamoebidae. Gene Ontology annotation, cellular component: Golgi apparatus; membrane. The transcript has a single exon. Gene Ontology annotation, biological process: transport. The record is from RefSeq and is a predicted model, not a curated record.
AUGUCUUCAAAGGGUUAUGUGUUUUUUCAAUUAAAAACACAGUCAACACAUAUAACUGUAAAAAAAGGAACAUAUAGGCUUGUUUAUUUUUCAUGUGUAGAUAAGAAAAUAAAAGGAUUUAAUGCAAAAAUUAUUCAAGGAUAUACAAAAGAUGGUAUUUAUCAUUAUCUUAGUUCUGGAGAAUAUCCAAUGAUUAGGAUAACAGAAUUUUUUGGAUUUAUUUUAUUAGUAGUAAUAUUAUAUGAUUUGUACUUAUUACAUAAACGUGAAACUCAUACUGUGCAAACGCUUAUUACUGGAUUUGGUAUUAUUCUUUUCUUCCAUCUUUGUUUUGAUGUCUUAACAUUAAAAGCAACUGAUUCUAAAGGAAUCUCUAAUAUUCGAUAUUUUGAUUAUACCUUUCGUAUAAUAGAGACUUUGUCAUUUUAUAUAGUCACAUUACUUGUUGCUUCUGGGUGGUCAAGAAAAAGUAAAUUCAGUUUUGAACAGAAAAAAACUUUAUUAUUUUUUAUACUUCUUCAAGUUCUUUCAAAUAUAUUAUAUCUUGUUGCUAAAGAAAAUGAAUUAGUAAAUACACGUGUAACUUCUGUAUUAAGGUUGAUUGAUAUCAUAUGUAGUAUUUGUAUUCUCUUCCCUUUAAUCAAAACAUUAAAUUUAUUAAAAAAAAAUACUGGUACUGAAGCAAAAACAUUAAAGCAAUACCAAAGAUUUAGUAGAUGUUAUUCUAUAUUACUUACUAUUGCUUAUUUUAAAAUAUUAAUUGCAUAUAUUAAUGAUAUUGCUUCAACAAGAGAAUUUGAUUUUAUUUAUUUGUCUGUUGAUAAAGCUCUUUAUAUUAUUUAUUCAAUUUAUUUAAUGAUUGCCUUUCGACCUAAAAAGAUUAUUUCAUCAUCUGAUGAACCAAAAGAAUUAAUGACAGAAAAUUCUUUCGAUGAGACUAAGCAAGAAAUUUCUAAAAAUACAAAAAAUUAUCAACAAGAAGUAUCACUAAGUUCUUUUCCUACCGAAAUGUCUCAAAACGAAGAGAUUAAAAGUGUAGUUUUACUUGACAAUAAUGAACACCAAGAAGACAAAAUUUCAACUACUCAUAAUAAAAAUGAUAUUUUUGUUGAACUUGAGUAA